GCAGAUAUCACUCACCCUGCAUUCACUUAUGGCUCUUCCCUCCACAUUGUGACGAAGGUCAUUUGUUCUCUUCUAUUUUUAGCUGCUUCUAUUUCAAAAGCUGUGAAACAACUGAUCCUCCCAGAAGAGGGAAGCGGCUUCGCACAGGGUCACUUCUCUCCAACUACACUUCAAGACUUUUUAAAUGCUUCAGCCUCUCGUGGCAUUUUCAUUAAUGAUAUUUUCUUGAGUGUCACGAUCAGAGAACAGUAAUGUCAGCGCACAACAGUGAAUCAGCAGUCAGCGACAGUUGCGAACUUGCAGACGUUGGAGGAUCUCUGACAAGUUCUGCCUCCGGGCUUGUCCCAACUAAAUUAACUGUGGUGGUCGGAGACACUCACUUCUGUGAGGAGAAGACCUUACUCGUUCAGAGUUGCGACUACUUUCGAGCUCUGUACCGCUCUGGGAUGAAGGAGUGUCGGCAACAAGAAAUCCACCUCAAGUCUCUGCGUGCUCGAGGCUUCCUUAUCGCCUUGGCGGUUUUACGAGGUGAGUUGCCCGCCCUGGAUGCUGACGAUAUCGUCGAGGCCAUUGAAUGUGCUGCUUUCCUGCAGGUGGCCAAGCUUACUAAGCACCUGAUCGAACUCAUUGACUCUGACAAUUGCUUGCUGAUGUAUCACACUGCGGCAACCUUUGGCCUUAUGGAUCUUUACCACGCUGCUGCACUGUUCAUCCGAGACAUGUAUGUCGACCUGGAGGCGGAGGUCAGGAAUACCUUACCGUCAGAGCUGAUUGCCUACGUGGACUCUUUGACCCCAAGUGUUUUCGUGGCUGUAGGGGCUCAUGUGACCUGUGGCGUGAAUGAAACUGUACAUGUUGCCUCCAGGACAGUCUGCUACCUGGAUGAAACUGGCAACAACUGGAAAGUAUUAACAGAUCUUCCACUGGAGGCCAGCACUUCCAUGGCUGGAGUGACUGUGCUCGACAACAACCUCUACAUCAUUGGAGGAGUUCAUGGAGUCCAGAAACAAGUUGUGGACUCUUGCUUUUGCUAUAGUGUCGAAAACAACCACUGGGGCAGGAUCGCCAGUCCGGCACAGCUGCGCUACAAUCUCAGCCUUGUAGGUGCAGACAGUCGUCUUUACGCCAUUGGGGGAGAAUGUGACCGAACAGUGAUGUCAUCUGUGGAAACAUACGAUGUAACGACUGGGUUGUGGACGUUUGCCGCUCACUUGCCUCGGCCAGCGGCAGGAGUGGCCUGCACCAAAGCUAUGAGAAGAAUAUUUGUGUGUUUAUGGAGGCCGAUGGAGACCACAGAGAUCUAUGAGUAUGUCUCAGCAAAAGACCAGUGGUUGCUAGUUACGACACUAAUCAGGCGCCAGAGCUACGGCCACUGCAUGGUCGGCCACAGGGACAACUUAUAUAUCAUGAGAAAUGGGCCAUCUGACGACUUCCUGAGAUGCCUCAUGGACUGUUACAAUCUAAGCUCUGGCCAGUGGUCAUCCUUGCCAGGACACUUUGCCAAUAGCAAAGGUUCGCUGUUCACCGCUGUGGUUAAAAGCGACUCCGUGUUUACUCUCAACAGGAGCAUGACUUUGGAGUACGCAGUCGACGGCAAAACCUGGAAGCCCCGCCGGCAGAUGAAGGGUUUUCCCAGGAGCGGAUCAGUGUGGACAUUUCUGCUCCGGCUGCCAUAUGCUCUUGUGUGAGAGUAUAUGUGACUAGUGUCUCCAUUGCCUCUGGGAUUUAUUCGAUUAUCAACAUCUUUUUACACUCAAACAUGUUUGAUAAAUACCUGUGCUUUGAUAAAUGAAUAGUUACUGUUCAUAACAAUGAUUUGUUUUCAUACUUUUGUCCAUAAUUUCUAUUAGUAAUGAUAAUAAUGUCCUAACAAGGUGUUUGAUGAGAACUGGAACAGGGUGACAUCCAAUGGGGUUUGCAAAUAUAGUUUCCUUUAGAGCUGCUCCCUGUGGUUGGGUUUAAAGAAAGUCGGUGUAGGGCAACCACAAUUAUUGAGGAAACAGUUUUGGACACAACAAAGGCUCCAUUUACUCAUGGAAAAUGUCUCGUAAUCUGGGGAUCUGAUUCAUCACUGACACAUCGUUUGAUAGUCAUUGCACAGAUGGUUAAAAAUACAGUUCAGCAAGUGUGUUUUACCCUUUAGUAGUUCCCCCUUUGCUGUGUCAUUCAACUGAUUUGUCAUUAUCCUGAAAAACUAUGAAACAUUCCCACUAUAUGUUUUUUUGCCACACUUUUAGGGGUGGUUCAGUUGGCGUUGCUCCACCCUUUUCCAACAUGUCCUCUGCCUCACCUGUGCUUCAGCAUUUGCUAAUUGUGACAGAUAAAAAACAAUUUAAGAGAUUUUUUGUAUGGCUUAAAGCUCUCCGCCAUCUCACCAGGAUGGGAUGUGUUCUCCAGUGUGUCUUGCACUGCCAUGUGUAGUCCUGUGUUCAUCCUCACAGAGAGCUUCUGUUUCUUGCAGCAGCCUCUGUUUCCUAUUUGCACUAAGCAAUGAUGAUGAUGAUGACGACGAUGGAGGAUAACAGCAGACAGAGCCAGGCACCAUUGGCAGCUGGGCAGGAUGCCAGCAGUAGACAGUGAUGUUAAAUCAAACUCAGAAUAAAGAGAGGGACUGGGGUCAGGCCAGGACACAGCACUC
Messenger RNA from Scophthalmus maximus (turbot), 2638 nucleotides. RefSeq names its product kelch repeat and BTB domain containing 13b (gene kbtbd13b). Bases 252 to 1688 code for a protein of 478 amino acids. Lineage: Eukaryota; Metazoa; Chordata; Actinopteri; Pleuronectiformes; Scophthalmidae. The transcript has a single exon. The record is from RefSeq and is a predicted model, not a curated record. Gene Ontology annotation, molecular function: protein binding.